AUGUGAUUGCUAAGAUGGCGUCGCCCGGUUCCCGGAGGCUGCUGGCUGCGGCUCUGCUGCCUUGGUGUUGCGUCGCCUGGGCCCUGGGGCAUCUGGACCCACCUUCUCCACCACCGCUGGUGAUCUGGCAUGGGAUGGGGGACACCUGUUGUAACCCCAUGAGCAUGGGUGGCAUUAAAAAGAUGGUUGAAAAGGAAAUACCUGGGAUUUACGUCCUGUCUCUAGAGAUUGGGAAGAACAUGGUAGAGGAUAUGGAAAACAGCUUCUUCUUGAAUGUCAAUCACCAAGUCAGCAUGGCGUGUCAGAUUCUGAAAAAGGAUCCUAAGUUGCAGCAGGGAUACAAUGCUAUUGGCUUCUCCCAGGGAGGCCAGUUCCUGAGGGCAGUGGCUCAGAGAUGCCCGACACCUCCCAUGAUGACUCUGAUCUCAGUUGGGGGACAACAUCAAGGUGUCUUUGGAUUCCCCCGAUGCCCAGGAGAGAGUUCUCACAUCUGCGACUUCAUCAGGAAGUCGCUUAAUGCUGGUGCUUACUCCAAAAUUGUGCAAGAACGCCUGGUGCAAGCACAGUACUGGCAUGACCCCAUCAAUGAGGAUGUAUACCGAAACUACAGCAUCUUCUUGGCAGACAUAAAUCAAGAGAGGAGUGUCAAUGAGUCAUACAAGGAGAACCUGAUGGCCCUCAAGAAGUUUGUGAUGGUGAAAUUCUUGAGCGAUUCCAUGGUGGACCCUAUCGACUCUGAGUGGUUUGGAUUUUACAGACGAGGCCAAGCUAAGGAAACCAUUCCCCUCCAGGAGACCACUCUAUACACAGAGGACCGCCUGGGGCUAAAGAAAAUGGACAAAGCAGGAAAGCUUGUGUUUCUAGCAAAGGAAGGGGACCAUCUUGAAAUGUCUAAAGAAUGGUUUAUUGCUCACAUCAUACCCUUUCUUAAGUGAAGCCCUUGCACUUUGCAGCGGAGAUCAUGAAACGGCAGCUCUUCCAAGCCAUGUAAAUAGUUGUCGUGCUCAACCCUGAAUUCUACUCUAGCCUGCAACCAGUCCUUCUCCCUGUAAUCACCUAACAUGCCCUACUUGGAAAGAUCUCAGAUCUGAAUCUUAUCCUUUGCCGCCUGCUAUCACAUAUGGUGUUGAAUUCAAGUUUAAUUAGCUAAUAACCAUGGAGAUUGUUUUACAACCUUGUGAUACAGUCAUGCUCCCUUUUAAGAAAGGGGAGUCUUCUGUUGCAGACAAUAAUUGUGCCUAAAAGAGAUGGAAGUGAAGCAGAGAGAGACAAGCUCUGAGGGCAAAAACCCAUACAAAUUUGAAGUAAAUAAAAACCUUGUGGUACCCAGUCCUGAGAUGUUCACACAAGCAAUUUCUCAACAUUGCUGUGUGGGCCAGACAUGUUUUCCUGUGUAAGUGUUGCCCUCUAGUGGCGCCUAGCAGUCACUCCACAAGCCUAUCAUCAUGCCCCCUCUGAGCUCACCUUGUAUCUUUAAUCCUCAGUAACAGAAUUAGUAACAAAAGGGGGAACCACCAACAGGGUGCUUAGGAGAGAUGUACUUCUUUUCUUCUCUUUUUUGAGACAGGGUUUCACUCACUUUGUAACCCUGGCUGGCCUGGAAUUCACAGUCACAGAGAUCAACUGUUCCUCUGCCUUCUGAGCGCUGGGGUUAAAGGCGUGCACCAUCACACCCUACAGCAAUGUGUGUCUUAUAUACCAUGAGAUAGGGAGGGAGUGGAGACUGAAAACCAGGUGACUGUUCUUGCCACUGCCCUUAAUAUUACAAGUGUCAUGAAUGUCACUUACACCAUUGCAAAAACUGGGAGGAACAGUCUGAAAAGGUGGGGCUUUGACAUUCCUACCCUCUAUCCUAUUUACCAGCAUAUGUCAAACUGUUGCUGACCGGGCUCAAGAAAAUGAAGACUAUUGUAGACUUCCGUUUCCCUCUGAAAAUCAACCCAUAUUAAACUGAUGACGACUCUGGUAGUUAAAGGAAAUCAAUAGUGAUCCAUUGUGUCCUCACUUGAACAUGGCCUCCUUAGCCCCCAUGCGGAAAAGCCCUCAGCAUGUUCUAGGGGACUCCUAUAGAGCACUGGUUUAGAGAAAUGACUGUGUUCAUGAAAGCACCUUUAGCACUGCAGGAUCCGCCCACUGCCCAUGUUUCCUUUUCCUUUCUCAAACUUAUUCAAAUAAAAGGAGGAGGGCUAAAGGCAGGAAGUGGGAGGGUCUGAAAAUAGCUUUGAGGUUGUCUUAAAAAAAUAAUAAAGAGUAGUUUCUCA
Molecule: messenger RNA, 2261 nt
Organism: Arvicanthis niloticus (Nile rat)
Lineage: Eukaryota; Metazoa; Chordata; Mammalia; Rodentia; Muridae
Product: palmitoyl-protein thioesterase 1
Biological process (GO): protein depalmitoylation; nervous system development; receptor-mediated endocytosis
Cellular component (GO): lysosome
Molecular function (GO): palmitoyl-(protein) hydrolase activity
Source: RefSeq, a predicted model, not a curated record